AUGAACAGGGCUUGCAAUCUCGGCCUCUUUAAGGCUUGUAAGCUUCCCAAUAAUGGUCCACUCAUCUCGCAUUUUUGCUAUGCCGACGAUGUUAUUUUUAUUGGGGAGUGGACUAAUCAUAAUAUUUCAACUCUUAACCGGUUGUUGAGAUGGCUCCAUCUUGUCACUGGCUUAAAGGUUAACCGCCAAAAAAGUAAGGUUUUUGGGAUUGGUGUCUCCGAAGCUGAAAUAGGGGACUUUGCGGCCUUGGCUAGAUGUGAAGUUGGCUCUUUCCCUUUUUCUUAUUUGGGGAUUCCGGUGGGUGUAAACAUGAAAAGGGCUGCGUACUGGAAACCGGUGAUUGAAAAAUUUUCUAGUGUUCUCUCCAAAUGGAAAGCUAGACAUCUACCCUUUGCCGGAAGAUUAACCUUACCAAAGUCGGUUCUCGGUAGUCUCCCAUCUUACUUUCUCUCUUUGUUCGCGGCCCCGAAAUGCAUCAUUUACAAACUCGAGAAAAUUAGAAGAGAUUUCUUGUGGGGCAAAUCUGCUUCGGGUAAUAAAAUGAGAUGGCUGAGAUGGGAUUUCAUCAUCAAAUCUAUAAAAGCGAGAGGUAUGGGCCUUGGCAGUAUUCACUCUUUUAACAAGGCUAUGCUCUCUAAAUGGUGGUGGAGAUUUAAAGACAACCCGAAUCAGACGUGGGCAGAAGUGAUUCGAUCUAUUCAUACUGCCAACUCAGUCAGUAACAACUCUUUCCUUCCCAUAAAAAAGUUGAUCGCGGGGCCAUGGAAGGAUAUCUUCUCAGUGGAAAAGGAUUUCGCCAAAGUUGGUAUCAAUAUUUAUAAAAAGCUGAUUCAUAAUGGGGUCAAAUGGAUUUGGACAAAUGACCCGAACGGCUCCGUUUCGGUGAAACAAGUCAGACUUGAUAUAGAAGAGGCCACCAACUCGGGUAUUGUUGAACCGGUUGCUUAUGGAUGGAAUUCUUGGGUUCCUCCGAAGGUGAAUUACCUGCUUUGGAAAGCCAUGCUAGGCAAAGUUGCGUCUAAAAUUGGGUUGCGACAUAGGGGGGUUCCGGUUCAUGAUGUUUCUUGUCCUCGUUGCGGGAUCUGUGAUGAAGACCCGAUGCAUGUUUACAUAAACUAUUUAUGGGCCAGGAGCAUCUGGUGGUCCAUAUUGACAUGGAUGAGGAUUAAAUUCCCCAGUAACAUCGGUAGCAUUGAAGACAUGAUCGGCUACUUAAGAAAUCAGCCGGGCGAUGUUAAGUGGAAGAAGAUGGUUUACGCUGUCGCGUUGGCUACGGUCUGGAGGAUUUGGCUCGCCAGAAAUGACAAAGUUUUUAACGGAAACUUCAUUCCGGUUUCUAAAUCGGUGGAGCUUAUCAACGAGGACACUUUCAUUUGGAUUUUUAAUAGAUCGAAGCUCUCGUCGCCUUCGUGGGGGAAAUGGGUGGAUUUUGACAUAGUAGCCAUUUUGUAA
This is a messenger RNA of Helianthus annuus (common sunflower), 1452 nucleotides long. RefSeq lists its product as uncharacterized. NCBI's taxonomy places the organism in Eukaryota, Viridiplantae, Streptophyta, Magnoliopsida, Asterales, Asteraceae. The coding region runs from base 1 to 1452 and encodes 483 amino acids. The record is from RefSeq and is a predicted model, not a curated record. The transcript has a single exon.